This is a messenger RNA of Apis cerana (Asiatic honeybee), 7680 nucleotides long. RefSeq names its product syntaxin-binding protein tomosyn (gene Tomosyn). Gene Ontology annotation, cellular component: cytoplasm; SNARE complex; plasma membrane. Gene Ontology annotation, molecular function: syntaxin binding; myosin II binding; GTPase activator activity. The record is from RefSeq and is a predicted model, not a curated record. Gene Ontology annotation, biological process: exocytosis; Golgi to plasma membrane transport. NCBI's taxonomy places the organism in Eukaryota, Metazoa, Arthropoda, Insecta, Hymenoptera, Apidae.
ACCAUUUAUACGGAAAGAUGUCAUCGGUAGUUUUUUGCGGAAAAAGAAACUUUUAAAUAGAACAUAUUGAAAAUUCUUGUUAUUAAGAAAUUUGUAAUUUUUUGUUAAACGCAUUUUUUAAAAACUACGUAUUUUGACUUGGAACUCUAAGAAGAGUUGAAUUUGUAUUGCUGCUGCACAUGUGAUCCUUUAGGUGUUAUCUUCGAUUCGUAAUGAAGAAGUUUACAAUUAAAGGCGUGCUUGACGGUUUCCGAUCGUCGGUACCGCAACCCGUCAAACCCGAUCAAGAAAUCGUCGAAAAUUUACGACCGGAACAUUUUCAAGUAAAGAAGACAUUCAGACAUGGGUUUCCACAUCAGCCGACAGCAGUGGCAUUCGAUCCAAUUCAAAGGCUUCUUGCUAUUGGCACUAAAUCAGGAUCUCUUAGAAUUUUGGGCCGGCCAGGUGUAGAUGCACACGUCAAACACGAAGGAUGUACAGCGGUGAUACAAUUACAAUUUUUAAUCAACGAGGGGGCAUUGGUUUCCGCCACUGCGGAUGACACGUUACAUCUAUGGAAUUUUCGGCAGAAAAUACCACAGGUUGUGCAGAGUCUAAAGUUCCAGAGAGAAAGAAUAACGUGCAUUCACCUACCAUUGCAAAGUAAAUGGCUGUACGUCGGUACGGAACGAGGGAACAUUCAUGUACUCCAUAUCGAAACAUUUGUCCUUUCUGGAUAUGUAAUUAAUUGGAACAAGGCUAUCGAAGUAUCUAGAAAGACCCAUCCUGGUGCUGUAGUACACUUGAGUGAUAAUCCUUUAGAUUUGAGCAAGAUGCUGAUAGGAUACGAGUCGGGACAAAUAGUUUUUUGGGACUUGAAGACGAAAAAUGCGGAUUACAGAUGCCAAAGCGACGUACCUUUGAGAUCGAUAUCUUGGCACCACGAGGGUAAACAGUUUAUGUGUAGUCAUACCGAUGGCUCCCUGUCAACGUGGACAGUGCGUCAAUUAAAACCAACGAAUAUAACGUAUCCACACGCGAAAACUACGAAAGACGGCGAGCCAGAACCUUGUAAACUGAUACAAAAGGUUGAGUGGAAGCUAUCAAGAUCGGGGGAAGCGUACGUUAUAUUUUCCGGUGGUUUAGCCUACGACACGACUGGCCGAACUCCAAGUAUAACGGUGAUACAUGGGAAAACUACCACCGUGCUAGAAAUGGAGCACAACGUGAUAGACUUUAUAACGCUCUGCGAAAAUCCAUGGACCAGUGAUUAUCAAGAUCCAUACGCCGUUGUGGUUCUACUACAAAACGACUUGGUUGUGAUAGAUUUAUUAACUCCCGGAUUCCCGUGUUUCGAGAAUCCAUAUCCAAUGGACAUACACGAAUCACCCGUCACGUGUUGCGCGUAUUUCGCGGACUGUCCAUCGGAUCUAGUGCCAGCGUUUUAUUCGGUCGGGUCCAAGUCUCAAAAGAAGACUGGAUUCAGCGAGAAGGAUUGGCCAAUAUCUGGCGGUGAAUGGAGCUCGAGCUCCAGCGGUUACAAUGAAAUUAUUUUGACCGGCCACGCUGACGGCAGUAUAAAAUUUUGGGACGCGUCAGCAGGCACGCUACAAGUCCUUUAUAAAUUAAAGACGGCGAAACUUUUUGAAAAAGGUAGAGCGCGUAGUUUAGAUUCGGAGGAGGAUCCUUUAGCGAUACAACUCAUCUUCCUUUGCCCCGAGAGUCGGAAAUUGGCUAUUGCGGGAAGCGGAAGACACGUUGUCUUGUUUAAAUUCAAAAAGGUCGAGAGUAUGUCCGAGGUGGUGACUCUGGAGAUAUCGCUGACAGCCGACCCGGUUAAGGAAGUGGAAAGCUCAUCCGAUCAUGAUUCUCCGGCUGGCAAUACUUCGGGAAGUAGCGAGUCGAAAAAUAACGAGUCGAGCCAAUCGCUCAAAAUUAAGACCGGUUUACAGAAGAGAGCCGCCGGUUUCCAGGCGACCCUAGUUUGCUUAACGGUUACUAAUAGCGGGGAACAAGCUGAAAAUAUAACAGCCCUCAGUUUGAACUCUUCGUACGGUUUAAUGGCUUACGGGAACGAGUCUGGCAUAGUGAUAAUAGACAUUGUCCAGAAGAUCUCUUUGAUCGUGUUGAACACCGGCGACAUCGGUGGUAACGUGGAUCUGUGUCAACGAGUGCUACGCAGCCCGAAACGUCAGGAUGAAUUGAAACGAGAAAACGAAGACAAAGCGAGGAGUCCUAGUACAGAUCAGACUCGUGGGGACACUGGCGCGGAAUCUGAAGGAUUAUUAGGGAUGGUGGCCGACAGGGACGGUCAACAUUCUCAGAAAUGUCCGCCGCCUCGCGGCCACGAAUAUCAAACUGGGAGCAAUAACGAUAAGGGAACCGCGGAGGAAUCUGUGAUUGAGAUCAAUAAAUCUGCGGUUAACGAGGAAGAGUGCGCUAAGAAUCAUCACGGUUGGAAAGGAUUCAAUCUGAAGAGGCAGCUCAGCAAGGUUGAUCUGAAAAUAAAAAGUACUUUCUCGCCGGCUUUGCUCACGUCUCAGAAUGGGGUAGGCAGUGAUACUAGCAGUCAGAAAUCUUGCGUUUUUUACUGUAACGUGAACGAAAACGCGAGUUCGUUGUCUCCAGUUGAGAGUAUCGUGUCGGAAUCAUCAUUGUCGCCCGAGGACUCGUUAUCGGAGCGCGGGGAGAGCCCGACGGGCGAGGAGACAGGGAAGAGGAAGAAUCGGGAGGAGGAAGCGAGGAGGAGGGCGGUGGUGGCGAUCGACGCCGCAGAUAGAAACAGAUGGAUCGGGCGGGGGGAGAGAGAGGCUCCCCCCGCGGAGAGGAGGCCGGACGGAGGUGUGGCCCGGCCUGUUAAUUUGACGUUGGCCGAGAGCCAAGAAUCGAGGCCCCCUAUAUUGAAGAAGAUCGUAAAGAUGAGGCAAGCGAAAAGGGAGGGUCGUUUGUUGUCGGUGCCGAAUUUAAAAUUUGCGAAAAAUGAUCCGACCAUGAUUUGUGACCUACGAUGCGAGGAAACGAACACGGCCCCCGAAUCUUUCACCUACAAUCUAAUAAGAAGAUUCAGCCGGGUAGACAAAUAUGACAGUUCGUUUCAACGGUCAAGGAGCUCGAGCAUGUCCUCGCUCGAGAAUAUCACCACCGAAACCAUCAGCUGCCUUACGUUCGCAGAUUCCUACACGAAAAAGAGCGAUACCAGCCCCGUACCAACGCUUUGGAUCGGUACCUCUUUAGGAUCUAUACAAACGGUGAUAUUUAACACGCCAGCUCGUGGAGAACGACACGCGCAUCCGGUCGUUGUUUCUACGUGCAACGGAUCUACCUUUAAGUUGAAAGGAUGCAUUCUAUCGAUGUCAUUCUUGGAUUGUAAUGGUGCCCUGAUUCCGUAUUCUUACGAGUCUUGGAAAGACGACAGUAUGGACAGCAAAGAGCGUAACAGAAGUCAAGGUAAAUGUACGAAUAGCCGAAUGUCCCCAUCGAUGAAUACGCCAGCAGGUACAGGAGACGGGUUCGAGGAUCGCCAAUUUGUCGUAUUAGCGUCGGAGAAACAGGCCAGAGUCGUGGCAUUACCGUCUCAAAAUUGUUUGUACAGGCAACAACUGGCCGAAACUCAUAUUGUGAUCAAAGCAGAGAUUACGACUUUAAAAGAUAACGUGUGUCUCGUUUGUUACGUUUCGAAUGGUCACAUAGCCACCUAUAGUUUGCCAAGUCUGAGGCCACUUAUAGACGUCGAUUUUCUACCGCUUAUAGAUUUGAGUUUUCAGACUACAAAACAUGGCAUUGUAGACCCCAUGUUGUCCAUAUGGGGUCAUCAACUCUUUGUUAAUGGCGAUACCGAUCAAAUUGCAAAAACGCUUUGCUUCAGCAAUAGAGGCCACGGCUUGUACCUCUCCUCGCCUACCGAGAUCCAAAAGUUUUCCGUUUCCAGUCAAUUUUGCGGCGAGUUAACCGAGAUGAUGGGAGACUUGUUCAUCGGUCACGAUAUGCCCGAGCCGCCCAAAGAGAGUUUCUUCAAAGGCCUGUUCGGCGGGGGGUCGCGAAGUCUGGACAGAGAAGAAUUAUUCGGCGAGUCGAGCGGGCGAGCUUCCCGCACGGUGGCGAAGCACAUACCGGGGCCGAACGCAGGGGCCGAGAGCCUUCGCGAGCGCGUGACAACGGCGACGGGCGAGGUGAACCUGGCCCAUCAAAUGGUGCUGGAACGAGGCGAGAAGCUGUCGCAGCUCGAGGACAGGACGGCGCGGAUGAUGUCGGAGGCCGAGAGCUUCUCUCAAUCUGCCCACGGAUUGAUGCUCAAAUACAAGGACAAGAAAUGGUACCAGCUAUGAGGAUCGAGGCCGCCGAUCGAGAUUCGAAUUUCGGAUUGCGUGCGAUUACAUUGCAGUCUAGCGUUCACGUUUCACCCAUGAGUUCUGUCUACGUACUAGCUAUGUCGUUGGAAGGGAUAAACUCCUGUAUCGGAUAAAUCGCGAACUUUACUACACGCACACACAGGAAACAUGUUACGUGAUAAAGGGCAUGCGAGCGAUACGAGGCGUGUGAAUGAAUGCGUGAAUGCGUGCGUGCGUGCUUCGAAGACGAGAAGAAAGAGGAAAGAGAGAAAUAGAGAGAGAAUGGGAGAGCGAAAAUGGAGCACGAGCAAAGGAGACAUAUAACGAGAUACUUUUACAAGCAGGUAUAUAUAUACACACGCACAUCUUUCAACAAAGAAUAUUAAAAAAGGAAAAAAAAAGAAUCGUAUAUAUACACGUAUAACACAGAUAUAAGAUUAAAUAUAUAUAUAUAUAUAUAUGCGCGAUUUCUCAAAAAUGUGUUAUAACCUCAAAAUAUAUAUAUAUAUAUACUACUUAUAUACAUAAGGUAUAAAGCGAAGAGACGAACGAUAUGCACGUUAACCAAGUGUGAAUCAAGCACGGAUAAAAUCGAGGAGAAGCGAGGAUGAUUGCUAUAUUCGAGAUAAAAGAAAUUAUUAUAGCGCAUAUAUAUAGGUUAAAUAAGGUAUAAAGGAAACCAAGUACUAUCUUAGGCAGGCAUAGGAUUCAACUACGUGCGAGUCAAUACACAAUUAUGUAACAAUUCGCCUUUUAACCGAUCGCUAUAUUUGUUAAUCCAUUCGGACGUCCUGUAACAAAUCCCAUUGUAAGAGGGAACGGGUGAAAAACACGUUACGAUUAAUUAAUUUAUCCGUGAUAAAGAUGAAAUAAAGUAGGAGGGGAGGAAAAAAAAUAAAUAAACGAAAACAAAAAAAAACAAAAAAAAGAUGGAAAUUGAAAAUUGAAAAGAUCGACGUUGGUCCGAAUGUAUUGACAAUAAAGGUAAAUUAAAUUAAUCAACCGAGAUAAAAGUUGAAUGCGGUGUAUAAUAUAUGAUUUACCUACGAUGUAUCGGAUCUUCGGGAUUAUAUUAGUAUUAUCGAUCGAGAUAAACCUGUCGCAUCGUUGAUAAACUAUAUAUUAGUUGUUAUUAAUCGUAGUUAUCGCUAGAUACGCUAUGUACAUAAAGGAAACAAAUGCAGUAGAAAGAAAUAUUAUACGUUAAAACAAAGAGCUGUUUGUAUAAUAACGUGUUGUAAGUUACGCUAGUUCAGCGUCGAUGAUGAAUUCAACUGAAUUUAUGGUACGAUGAAGGAGGGAAGAAGAGCUACUGUAAUUUUAAAAAAAUUAUACGUAGAUUAGAUUAUUUAAAGACAAUAUAUAUAUAUAUAUAUUAUACAUAUACAUACGUAUGUAUGCCGUAUAUAGUACGUAUCGUGGUAAGUUCAUUUGAAUUUAUCGAGAUUCUGAAUCGUCGUACUGCUUCCAUAGCAAUAAUUGUAUAGUUGAUGUUAAUGGUACUAAUCACCCGCAUAAAAAAACUUAUAUUAUAUAUAUAUAUAACGUGUCCUGCAGAGAAUUAAUUAGAUCGCAAUUUCUUCGAGUUGAGUCGAACAAACUACUUGAUUAUAAUUUCCCUCGGACAAUAUACGUAAGUAGAGGUUCGUUGGUGAACAACUGAACGAUGAACCACUUUUGUCACGAGAUGUAUUAAUAUUAUACCGUUGUGGUCCACGACAAGAAACAGGGUGGACUUGCUCGAAUAUCGUAAUUGUAAUAUCCAUAUGAAAAGUUUUUCGAAUUUUGGGAUUGUGAUAUACAUUACAUAUAUAUAUACACACACACACACAAGUAUAACGAACACAAGAGAACCGAGAAUUAAUUCUACUUUUAUUAACUUUAUUAAAUCAAUAUCUUUUCUCGCGACAGCUUUUAUCGUCUUGAUAGUCUCGAUAGUCUUCGAAAUCCAGCAGCUCGAUACGCCACAGAUUUCCUCAGAUAUAAAAUAAAGUCCCAACAAAAAAAAACAAAAAAAAAACAAAAAACAAAAAAAAUCAAAAAAAGUAACCGCUAUCGUGUGAUUAUAAAUAUAUAUAUAUAUAUAUACAAAACAUAAACGGGAAAACUACUACUAUUACUACUACUACUACUACUACUACUACUACUGCUACUACUACUACUAUUACUACUACUAUUACUACUACUACUACUACUACUACUACUACUACUACUCUACUACUACUACUACUACUACUGCUACUACUACUACUAUACCGAUAUCCUACAAAAGAAGAAGAAGAAAAAGAAACCAAUAGUGUAUUACGCGGAUAAAAAUAUCCUUCUCGGAUCUUUUGUGAAAGUGAGAAAAAGUUGUUUACCGCUCUAAAAAUAGAAUAGUAGUUAAAUGUAUAAUAGUUGCAGACAAGAAACAAGAAAUACAUUAUUACUUAAGUGUUUGAUAAUAUAACAUAUUCUAACACUUGUUGUAUAAAGACUAUCGUUUAGGUGAUUCUGAAUUAUUUAUCAUAUCAAACAGGUUGACAUAUGUUUGAAAAUAAUUUAUUGUUGUAAUAAAUGAAGUAAUUUAAAACUACUAGAUACGAUACGAACGAUAAACUAUAUAAAGAUAAUUAUUGUUUGGAGAUUAUACGCAUUAUCCAAAUUUUAACUCCUAUAUUUCGUUUCGCUUCACUGUGUCGAGGAAACGCAGGACAGGAAAUCGUAAAAACCAGAGAUUUAUCGUUAUGCCCGAUCGAAGAAAUUAUUUUUCAUACACGCACGUGCAGAAUUUAUCCGGUUGUAAACUUGGUUCGUCUCUUUAAUAUCGUCGUUCGAUUUAAUUAGAAAUUCUUUUCGUUAUAUAACGCACGAUUCUUCUCUACUAAGCUCGAUAAAAAAGAGGAUAACGUUCUUUUUGCGAAUUUAUUUUCCAUCCGUUGUUGUUGUUAUUAUUAUUAUUAUUAAUUUCAACAAAUCGAUCCAUCGUUAUAAUUAUAUAUCCGAGAGUUUUCAUUUUCGCACGAACGUACGGCCAAAUAUUUUCCAACGUACAAUUCCGUGCCGUUCUGUCUCGUUGAACGACCGUGCGUUUAGACCUACCUCUUCCCCCUCCACUCGCUCUGUAUCCUCCUUCGUAUCGAAUGUUCAUCACGUCUAUUCUGUCUAAAUAUCCUAUUUCGACGCUGUGGCCUGAAUCUGUAAAUCUAAUACAUUGUACAUGAAAUUUUUGUCCUUAGAUGCAGCGAAAUAUCUAAUACUCUCGAUUUAUACUAUUACUAAUCUAGUACAAUUCUUAUUUUUCAAGAAAUAUAAUAUACCAUGUUAUUGUAAAAGUACUGCCUCGAGGACAGACUGUAUCUUGGCUCCGAUUAAUAAAUGAGUUUGAACCAAA